CUCUAAUAAUUUGUGAAUUUAAUGUAAUGGAAAUUUUAAAAAAAAUAUAUAUAUAUAUUAACACAAGUAGUAGCUUGUAGUUGCUAAAAUUUUAAAAAAAUACCCAAAUAGCCUAAUUACAAAACCCAACGCAAAACGAUGCCAUUAGAUUGCACCCUUAUUAUUUUGUUUUUUUUACAAAAAAUUUUUCUUUUUUACAGAAAUUCAUGUACCAGUAUCUACUGUAUUGACAUAAUGAAGAGAAAACGACAAUUGAGUUUAAAAUCAACAAAUGAAUCUCGUGAAGGACAUUCUACCCGAUUCUUCUACGGUAACUCACAGACACAAAAAUCUGACGGAAAUUUGACAUUUUCUCAAUCACCAACAACUUCAAUGACUGAGCAGGCUGAACCUCGAAAAGCAGAGAAGAAAACUUUUCGCCCGAGUGGAAUAUUCAGAUUAAAAUCACCAACUAGAUCUCGCGAAGAAAUGUCUACCAGUUCAAUUGGAAAGACUGAAAAUGUGAAAUCUGGAAUUCCGGAGAAACAAUCUUUUACUUCCAGAGAAAGAUUGAGUUUAAAAUGUUAGUGUUUAACAGAUGUAUUUUAAAAAUAU
Molecule: messenger RNA, 594 nt
Organism: Leptopilina heterotoma
Lineage: Eukaryota; Metazoa; Arthropoda; Insecta; Hymenoptera; Figitidae
Exons: 3
Coding region: 139-567 (142 amino acids)
Source: RefSeq, a predicted model, not a curated record